Messenger RNA from Brassica rapa (field mustard), 3357 nucleotides. RefSeq names its product peroxidase 58. The record is from RefSeq and is a predicted model, not a curated record. Gene Ontology annotation, molecular function: heme binding; peroxidase activity. Lineage: Eukaryota; Viridiplantae; Streptophyta; Magnoliopsida; Brassicales; Brassicaceae. Gene Ontology annotation, biological process: hydrogen peroxide catabolic process; response to oxidative stress.
AUCGAUCGUUUACUAGUUCAAUGACUAAAUCACAUCACAUAGGUGCAACUUGCAAGUGCUUCUCAUGAAUAAGAUGGUGUCAUUAUCAAAUGCUUCGCACAUGAGCCGGUAUUUGUGAUCUGAAAACAAAAAGGCAGGCAAAAUUCUAAACUUCUAGUCUUCGUGGAAUUCAUCAACGAAUAUCCGUGCAGAUGAAAACGACCAUGUCCAAUCAUUUCGAGAAAACUGGCUCCACUUUGAUCGCUUCAAACAAGUACACGACUUUGAAAACAACGCGGAAAGAAUAGUAUGCAUGAUCAAAUUUCAACAAAUCAUUAGUAAUAAUGUUCGCGGAGUUUUUGUAAUAUUAUUGUUGACGUUGCUUUGUUUAUAAUUAAUUUUUUGUUUAAUCGUUUUACUAUAAUUCAUAAAAUCAUAUUUAAAUCUUUUAUGUUUCUAUUUAUUUCAAAUCUUAAAUUUUGUCACUAUCAGAUUUAUAAAUGUUAAUUGAAUUAGAUAAGUGACAUGGAAAAUUUUCAUUAAGUAAAGGUAAUUAGCAUUUAAGUUUUCACAUGGGCUAUGUUAUUUUAGCGCUAUCAAAUAAAAUAAUAUGAUUAAUUAGGUGGUAUAUCUAUAUAAAACAUUUUCAGUACAUGUGAAGGUUUAUGAAUGAUGUACAUUAACUCAGACAUGUGACUUGUGACAUUUGAUUAGGCCGUUUUUUGUGACUAAUGGGUAUCAAUAGUUCAUAGUCGUGAGUUAUAGUAUUUGUUAAAAAUAGUCUAUAGUCGUUGAUUGACCAAAAAACAAAUACCUAUUCAUUGUAAAGGAUGAUGGGCGAGAUUUUAGUGGAGUUAGAAGCUAAGAUCAAAUUUAAAUUUUUAUUAUUUUUUAUUAUAUACAUUUGACUCUAUUCUGUCACUAACCUUGGUUUUCAUAUUGAUAUCAAAUUUGAAUUUUUGUUAUUUUUGUUUAUAUAUUUGACUAUAUUCUGUCACUAACCUUGGUUUUCAUAUUGAUAUCGACAGUAGCAUAUCAGUUAUUUCAUGCCUCAAAGUUCAGAUAUACCUGUCACCAACCAAUUGAUGCAUUACUCAUUGAGGUCCAAAAACAAAUAUAUGGACAUACAUGUAUAUAUUUUAUCUUACCUGAUUAUUUAUUUAGAAAAUAAAUCUAUGGUAGUUUUUUGUCCUCGUUAGACUUCCAUCCCCAUCGGUGUUAACAUUGAUUCAAAACAAAAAGAUAAAUAUGUAACAAACUAGGUAAAAAAACUAGGUCAAAAUACAUGUAUUUAAUUUGUCGUUUAUUACAAUAUUUACAAACCGAAUUGCAAGUCAAUUCUCAACAUGCCGUUAGCUAUAUUGUCUUUUUUCUCUCAUGACGUUAAUUGAUAUGACAUUUUUUUAUCCAGUGAGAGAUGAAUAAAGAGUUAAAAAAAAUGAUUAUGUUAGUUAGUAGUUACGUUUGAUGAUUGUAUGUGUUACUAAAUUUGUACUCGAAACUAUAUAUUGCUUUUAGUCUAUUAUUUUUUUGAACAAUUUAAUUACUUUUCUUGGAUAAGAAAAUGCACCUGCAGUUAGACUAUUUUCUAAAAACAUAUGCAGUUUGUAUAUAUAUACCAAAAAACAUUUGUGAUUAAAAACACAUACAUUUAUUAUGUUCCUUUGGGCACUCAGAAUCGUUAAUAAUUACUGUAUACUUUACAAAGAUAAAUAAUUAUAACGCUAAUCAUUAUAUAAAGAUUUAUUGUGUCCUACAAGAAAUAUAAAAAGUCUCUACGACAUUGAAAGUUUUGUAAUUUUCCUAGAACAUGUUGAAUUUUCUUCCAGGGUGAAGUAUAAGAGCUCUCUAUAAAAGGCUACGAAUGCAUGCCUUUAUUUUCGCAUCAACCCAUAAACUUCUUUUAGCUUCUUAUCUCUCGGUUUAACAAACAGAGAGCGAACAAACAAUGGGUAUAAGCAAUGCUAUUCCCUCACUUUUGCUCUCAAUUUUGAUGUUCGGGGUUGUGGGUAAUUAUGCUCAGCUUACCUCUGAUUUUUACUCCACGACCUGCCCUAAUGUCACAGUCAUUGCUCGGGGUCUGAUCGAGCAAGCAAGCCGUAGCGACGUCAGACUCACUGCUAAAGUCAUGCGCCUUCACUUUCAUGACUGUUUCGUGAACGGGUGCGAUGGUUCGGUACUGUUGGACGCUGCUCCUGCUGAUGGUGUAGAGGGUGAGAAGGAGGCUUUCCAAAACGCUGGCUCUCUGGAUGGCUUCGAAGUAAUCGAUGAUAUCAAAACCGCACUCGAGAAUGUUUGCCCUGGAGUUGUCUCUUGUGCCGAUAUCCUCGCCAUCGCAGCUGAAAUCUCUGUCUCAUUGGCUGGAGGACCGUCAUGGGACGUAUUGUUAGGAAGGAGAGAUGGUCGGACAGCGAACCGCGGGGAAGCGGUGACCGCACUUCCACUAGGACCUGACUCUCUUGAGAUCCUUACGUCUAAGUUCUCAGUACAUAAUCUUGACACUACUGAUCUCGUCGCUUUAUCUGGUGCUCAUACUUUCGGGAGGGUUCAGUGUGGAGUGAUAACCAAUCGUCUACACAAUUUCAGUGGUAACAACGGACAGUCCGACCCGACUAUUGAACCGGAAUUCUUGCAAACGUUGCGACGACAAUGCCCGCAAGGCGGAAGUCUCACCGCGAGGGUCAAUCUUGAUGAUACGAGCCCUGACUCAUUUGAUAAUGACUAUUUCAAGAACCUUCAAAACAACCGUGGGGUCAUUGAAUCAGAUCAAAUCUUGUUCUCUUCCACAGGAUCACCUACUGUAUCGUUGGUGAAUCGUUUCGCGGAGAACCAAAAUGAGUUCUUUGGAAAUUUUGCGAGAUCGAUGAUCAAGAUGGGAAAUGUAAAGGUUCUCACGGGAACUGAAGGAGAGAUCCGUAGAGACUGCAGACGGGUCAACUAAUACGGUUUUGCAUAUAAUGGCAUGUUCAGACUUUGUUAUUAUUCAUGAAAUAAUUAAGUGGUAUUUAUUUGUGCUUUUCCAUAAAUGUUUUAUAUUCCGUUUAUUUCGUUUUACUAUUAAGGCUAAACAUGCCACUGUUAUUCAUUUGUAAUUGUAAAUCAUAAAUACACACGUACUUAUUAGAAAAGCUUCACGUUCUUUCUAUUGUAGCCUGUACAUUUACCUUCUAAAACAAAAUAAUUUAUAGCUUCUGAGUUCUGAUAGCCACAUUACAAUUUUAUAACACACUAUCUAACAAUUUAUAUUUCAAAAUCACAUAAUUGAAACUUAAGCAAGAAAAAAAUGCAGAAAACAUAGAAGCUUGAAUGCAUUAUAUAUUGUUGUAGUAGUAAUAGUAUGAAUAAUUCACUUUAGUUAUUGUAGUUAACAAAAUUAAA